Phytophthora sojae is the source of this 1998-nucleotide messenger RNA. RefSeq lists its product as hypothetical. The record is from RefSeq and is a predicted model, not a curated record. NCBI's taxonomy places the organism in Eukaryota, Oomycota, Peronosporomycetes, Peronosporales, Peronosporaceae. Gene Ontology annotation, molecular function: cysteine-type exopeptidase activity; dipeptidase activity. The coding region runs from base 1 to 1998 and encodes 665 amino acids. The transcript has a single exon. Gene Ontology annotation, biological process: proteolysis.
AUGAAGCUCUUCCGGUCUCGCAUUUGUGCGGCAGCCAUGGCCCUCGCGGUGAUGGCGAUGCAACAGGCCCAAGUGGAUGCGUGUACGGCCAUCGCUGUGACGAGAGGCGCGAGCGUGGACAACUCGACGUUGAUCGCUCACACGGACGACGCUGGCGGCGGUGCCUCGGAUCUGCGUCUCGUUCGCGUCCCAGCUCAGGACCACAAGCCUGGCAGCAAACGCGCCGUCUACAACUUCAAUGGUGGGUACCCGCGCGUGGUGGCGCCGGAUCGUGGCCCCCACUACCAGCCUGUGACCGAACUCGAGACUGGAGAGACUCAACCGUACUCGGCCCCGAUGGGCUACAUCCCGCAGGUGGAGCACACGUACGCGUACUUCGACCAGGACUACGGCGUGAUGAACGAGGUGCAGCUCAGCAUUGGCGAGAGCACCUGCGGCGCCAAGACCGUCGGCUGGCCACUCAACGUACCGGGAGGCAAGAAUCUGUUCGGCAUUGCAGAGCUCACCAAGGUCGCGCUUGAACGCUGUGCGACCGCACGCUGCGCCGUUGAUAUCAUGGGCUCACUAGCUGAGGAGUACGGCUUCUACAGCGAAGACAGCGGCGAUAUGGCGAAACCGGACUACGGGGACUCGGCUGAAGCGCUCGUGGUGGGCGAUAAGCUUGGCGAAGUCUGGGUCUUCCACGUUAUGACUGGCAAGGAUCACGCUGGUGCCGUGUGGGCGGCCCAGCGCGUACCUGACGGCCACGUGACGGUGAUCGCCAACGGGUUCACGAUCCGUGAACUUGAUUUGAGCCAGCCGGACUGGUUCAUGGCCUCGAGCAACGUGCACUCGCUCGCCGAGGACAUGGGCUGGUGGGACCCGAAAGGCGACAAGCCCUUCGACUUCACUGCUGCCUACGGCUUUGCCGACAAGGACGCCAUCGGGCCACUGUACACUGGUCGUCGUGUGUGGCGCGUGUUUGACGUGCUGGCUCCAUCACUUCAGCUCGACGCUCGCCUCGGCAGUUUCUCGCAGUAUGCCACGUACCCGUUCUCCAUCAAGCCCGAUCGUCUCGUGGAGGCUUUCCAGAUCAUGGACUUGCUCCGCGACCACUACGAAGGCACGCGCUACGACAUGACCAAGGGCUUGGCUGCCGGACCUUUCGGAGCCCCCGUUCGCUGGUCGGGCAGCGCCGGUGGAGUCAUUGGGGGCUGGGAACGCCCGAUCUCCAUGUACCGCACGCUGUUCGCUUUUGUCCUGCAGAGCCGAAGCCACAAGGGCCCCGAUGCUGUUGGUGGCGUUGCAUGGUACGCCCAGGAUGCGCCUCACGGCUCGGUCUUCGUCCCGUUCUCCUGCGCUCAAGAGGCCGUCCCGAAGUCGUACUUGCUGGGUCGUCAGAGCAAGUUCCACCCGCAGUCCGCUUGGUGGGCCUUCAACUUCGUGAACAACUGGAGCCUACUGCGUUACAGCUCGAUGAGUGUCGACAUUCGCGGUAAGAUUGAUGCCUUGCAGAAGGCCGCCUUCUCACUGCGCAGCAAGAUUGAGCACGAAGCGCACGAAGCUCGACACUCGGGCAAGGUCAGUGAGACCGAACUCGUUACCAGUCUGCAAGCCCAAAGCAACGACUUCGCCGACCAAGUGGUAACGGAGUGGUGGCAGCUCGCGUGGACGCUGGUUGCCAAGUAUAGUGAUGGCUACAUGACGACGGGCGAGGCUCCGGAGCAGCAGGCCUCGAUCGGAUACCCGGCCUGGUGGCUGCAGGCCAGCGAGUUUGCUACGUGGCCCGGUGAUACGUUCAAGCCCAAGGCUAGCAUCCGCAAGCAGCUUAUUGGUGUUGACAGCGAGACGUCCCAAGGUUUCGUCCGCCAGGCAGCAAUGGCUGACAGCAUGGGAGCGAAGAAUCGGAGCUACCCCAUCGCCAUCGGUUGGCUCAUCAUGGGCGCUGUACUGGGUGGGGCCAUGCUCGCGUUCGCUAAGAAAGAGAGCCGCCGGACCGGCUACCAACCCGUGGCUUGA